CUCCAGCACUCUUGAGCAGAAUUUGUCUUUACGAUGGAGUAAGCAUCUUCAGUGGGACGAGGGUUACCCCACAUCCUCUCAUCACGCUCUGUGGCGAUGAACUGCCUGCUCCAGUCAGUGUCUUUGGACCUAUGCUGCUCAACUUCUACACCGACUCCCACAUCACAGGCUUUGGAUUCCAGGCACGAUACAGAGCAAUCGCUUGUGGUGGCACUUUCAGUGGCUCUGUUGGUGUUAUCAGCAGUCCAGCCCAUUCAGUUCUGGAUUACCACAACAACAUGAACUGCUCGUAUUACAUCAGAGUUGGAGAUGGCAAAGUAGUGUCACUCAAAUUCAACAGCUUCUAUCUCGAAUUAUCUCCCUCCUGCUACAAAGAUUAUGUGGCUGUAUACGAUGGCUCAGACACCCAUGCUCCUCUCCUUGGGAAAUUCUGUGGCUCUGAACUGCCUCCAAAUAUUAAGAGCUCCAGUAAUAACUUGUUCCUCGUGUUUAACACUGACUCUUUUGGAGCAGACAGGGGAUGGAAAGCAUCUUUCAGAGAGACCUUAGGACCUCAGAAUGGCUGUGGUGGUUAUUUGACAAAUUCAGCUUAUAGCUUUGCCUCUCCGGUCUCCAAUGUAACUAGAAGAUAUGAGAGAAAUCUGGACUGUGUAUGGAUCAUAACUGUGCCUGUAAACCAAAUUGUCAACCUCACCUUCACGUCAUUUGUGCUUGAAGCGCAGUCUUCUCGGUCUUGCCGAUAUGAUUAUGUCAAACUUUAUGAUGGAGGUAAUGAAAAUGCAAAGCUAGUUGGCAUAUUCUGUGGAUCUGCAGUACCAGCUCCUUUUCUUUCUACUCGUAAUUCCUUGACUGUGAAAUUUGUCACAGACAAUUCUGUGCAGAGAGAGGGUUUCAGUGCAACCUACACCAGUGUGGAUCGACUGUGUGGAGGAAUAUAUAAUGCAACUUCUACACCCCUGACUGCAUCGUCUCCCAACUUCCCAAAUGAAUAUCCACCAUUUACUCUCUGUACUUGGGUCAUUGAUGCCCCUCCGCAACAGCAAGUCAGGGUGGUGGUAGAGGCCUUCCACCUCCAUUCCAGCCAGGAUUGCUCUCAGAACUACCUAGAGCUCCAGGAUUCACCAACAGACAGCCAAGGAUCAGUCCAUAGAUUCUGUGGCACUGAAACUUUUCCAGUCCCUGAAUUUUAUUCUUAUGAUCGCACUGUCAUCAUGACUUUCAAAUCAGAUGAAUAUAUGAUUAAUAAUGGCGUGAGAUUUACCUAUCAAGCUGUAGGUUGCAGCAGAGAGUAUAACCAGCCUUUUGGUUACCUGAAGAGCCCUGGCUGGCCUAGUCGUCACCACAAUAAUAUGGACUGUUCUAUCAUUCUACGAGCUCCUCUGAAUCACACAAUUUCUCUCUUUUUCCAUGCUUUCAGUUUGGAGGACAGCAUCCAGUGUUCACGUGAUUUCUUAGAGGUCAGAAAUGGGAGUGAUGUGCAAUCACCACUGCUUGGCAGGUUCUGUGGAAACACUGUGCCUAGUCCUAUCUUUCCCCAAAACCAUGUUGUCUUCCUUCGUUUCAAGAGUGAUUUUUCAGGAGCUCAUGAUGGAUAUGAAAUUACUUGGACUUCAUCAUCAAGUGGUUGCGGAGGAACACUGUAUGGCAGCACCGGCUCGUUUGCUAGUCCCAGCUACCCAGCAACCUACCACAACAACACGCAUUGUGAGUGGGCCAUUACUGUGCCCAGGGGACAAAUUGUCACAGUGAACUUUGAUUUCAUCAGCAUUGAUGACCCAGGGGAUUGCAGCAGCAACUAUCUGAUCCUUUACGACGGGCCAGAUGCCAGCUCUCCCCCGGCCGGGCCAUACUGUGGCAUGGAUACAAACAUCGCUCCAUUUACUGCCACAUCUCAUCAAGCCUAUAUAAAAUUUCAUGCUGAAUAUGUGACUUUACCAUCAGGAUUCCAGUUAAGCUGGAUGAGCUAGAACACUGUUUAUGAGAAAUAUAUCACAAUUCCUUGCUAUAGUGAAGAGACUUUAGCUCAUAAAGUAAUUUUGAAAUCCAGUUAUGAUAACUGCAGCUGAAUUAAAGCUUUUUAAGAGUUAUUGUACCUGUUGAUGUUACAAAUUUAGAGUUUUGUGAAAAAAAAAGUGAUCUCCCAUUGUAUUGAAAAUAAACU
Merops nubicus (carmine bee-eater) is the source of this 2161-nucleotide messenger RNA. Its product is annotated as cubilin-like. NCBI's taxonomy places the organism in Eukaryota, Metazoa, Chordata, Aves, Coraciiformes, Meropidae. The record is from RefSeq and is a predicted model, not a curated record. The annotation marks the transcript as partial. The transcript is spliced from 11 exons.